GGGAGAGUGGAGGAUAUAGGGAUAUCUGGGUGAAUUUUACUGUAAUUGUUUUUUAAUAGCAUUCAUAAACAAUGAAAGAGAGGGAGGAGCAACCUGAAUUUGAACUAAUGACUCAUUCCUCCUCAAGCCAACACUCUAACCACUCAGCUAGUGUGAAAGAUGAUAUGGAUUUGAGUUGUACACACAGCAACAUUAAGUAACCAGAUUAUGUCCAUCUUGCAACAGAGCCAGUUACCUACUUAUUCUGAAUCACAGGUUUUGAAAGAAGCAAGUUUACAACAGAGUUUGCUCAGUCUUUCUCAAGGAUCUGGAUCAAAUAUAGCACAGACAUUACAUCUACAGAAUGACGCUCAGCAGACGGCUAGUGAUGUGGCCAACUUCGACACAUUCAAGCAAAAUAUUUACAGGCAUCCUUUAUUUCCACUGCUUGCUAUGAUGUUUGAAAAAUGUGAAACUUCAACCUAUUCUCCUGAUGCAGCAUCGCACAGUUUUGAGAAAGAGCUUCAGGCAGUUAUAAAACACCAAGAAAGUUUGAAAGGACCUAUCUUGUGUCCUGAUGAGGAAGUCAAUGAGUUGAUGAUCAAAGCUAUUCAGGUUUUGCGCAUACAUCUCAUGGAGAUGGAAAAAGUUAAUGAACUGUGCAAAGAUUUUUGCUCCCGCUACAUAUCUUGUCUGAAGAGUAAACUGACCUCAGAGCAGUUGCUUCAUGUUGAUGGUUGCGAUUCUCCUGAGCCUCAAGAUUUAACAAUGUCUUCCAGUAAUGUUGUAAAUAUGAACCCAUCCUUGCCACUUCCACCACCAGCUGUUGUCACGCCCACUGUGGUUGGGGGAAGUAUGGUCCUACAGCAGCAACAACAACCCCAGAUUGUGUCUGGAAACACUGUGUACCAAAUGGUGCACACGCCACAGGGCAUUGUCGCACAGCCCAUUCAGAUUCAAGGGCCAUUAACUCCACUGAAUCAGCCGGUUCAUCAAGUUAUCCAUGGCAGCACCCCUCUCUCUCAGAUCGGUGUCUCCCUAACCUCCCCGAUACAGCAGCACCACAUGCAGCAGCCAACUGUGCAGCAACCACAGCAACAGAAUCAACAAAGUGAAAUAAAGUCAGGUCAUCUUCGAGUUUCAGAUGAUGAAGAUGAUGAUAAAAACUCCAAACAAAAAAGAGGUAUACUACCCAAACAGGCCACUCAAGUUAUGAAGUCUUGGCUGUUUCAGCAUAUUGUUCACCCAUACCCAACAGAGGAUGAAAAAAGACAAAUAGCAUCGCAGACAAAUCUUACUCUUCUGCAAGUAAACAAUUGGUUUAUUAAUGCGCGACGGCGAAUUUUGCAGCCCAUGCUUGAAGCUUCAAACCCUGAAAAGGCCAAGUCAAAAAAACCCAGCAAGCCUGGAAACAAACCUCAGCAAAGGUUCUGGCCUAUCUUGCCGAACAGCCAGUCCAAGGAGAAUUAUGAUGCAGAUGAGGAGGAAGGAAAAUCCAAACAGAACCAGUCUACACCUAAAAAAACAACAGCAGCUCCAGUGGCUGCGACACCCCUUCCAACCUCAGAAAGGCUUCAGCCAGUAGUGAGCUCAGAGCCUUCUUUAAGUUCUCAGCAAGAAGCCUACAUGGGAUACAUGCCUAAUAAUUUUGUAUUACGACUGGGACCUGAUCACAUGAUGCCCAACAAUGCAAUGGCCAAUGCUGCAACAUCUAUUACUCUAGAGAACUUACAGAACCUACAAGCACUGCAGUCCAGUGGCUUUCUCUUUACCCAUGGGCCUCCUUCACUGCCUUUCAGCCUGCCCCUGAGUGCUCUCUCUCCUUCCUCAAGUGCAGCACUGGGCUUGGGUAUGGGAUCUUUCUCAAACUUAGGUCCUUCACCGAUGGCCCUAGGUGCUCUCAAUUUCACUUCCUAUUCAGCCCCACUCCAGUUUGCCAGUUACAACACAGCACCUAUAGAUCUCAGUGCUAUGGCUAACCAAACGACUCUCCAACUCAGUGCAUUGGCUGGAACAAUUAGUGGGCAUCACUUGAACAAUGGACAGCUACUUAUGGGCAUGUCCACCAUGAUGUCAGAUCAGCAAGGUGACCAGAGCUACGAGGAUGCUGAUGAAAGCUUAGAAGCAGGAGAGUUAAAAAUAGAUACUAAAGAUGUCAGUGGUGGCGGAGAUUAGAGUGAAUACCAAAUGUUCUCUUAUAAUGUUUUAGAAUGUUUUUGCCAAAGUGUACAUGUUUCUGGUGAAGCCUUAUUUUGAUUUCAGCGGGUAAAGUCAGCACAGUUUGAUUACAGACGUUUUUGGAAGAGUGAAUUCAUUGAGUGUUCCUGCAAAGUUUGGCUGCAGAUGUAUCAUGUUAUGUAAGAGUAAUUCGUUGAAUGAUUUUGGUUUGACAAUAAAUAUUAUUGUGAGAGUGAAUCAUUGAGUGGCUCUCCCUACUUUCUUCAACACAACUUUGUAUAAACAUUUUGUUUGCAAUCUUAUCUUAUAAAAUACAGACAUUACUUUUUAAAAAGAAGAUGAUUACAAUAUACUCCAGUAUCAGAUGUAUGUACAUUAACUUUGUGAGGUCCCAAUUAGUUAAGCAUUCAUGGUGCUCUGGGGGGGGGGGGGGGAGCACUGAUGUAAAAUUUUAAAAGUUCACUUCUCAUAAUUUUGUUACAUCAUUUUAUUAUGUAAAUAUGCACAAAAUAUUACUUUGAAUUGCAGAUUUAUAUUGUCUUGUUGAUCUAGGUUGUAGUGCCAAAUUGUAAUGUACGUCCCAUAAUGUUAAAAAAGUUAUUGUGUAAAGGACAGAGAAAUGAAAGUUAAUCUUGAAGGAGGGAGGAUAAAAUAGCUCUAUUAAUAAUAGCAAAAUAAGAAAUAACAAUACAUUUUAAAAAAUAUCAGAAAUAAAGGAAAAAAGUAAUAAGCUUGAAGACAGAAUAGAAAUCAAACCAUAAAAAAAAUGCAGAUAUAAUUAAUUAAGGGAUGAUUUCAUAAAAUCUUUUCAAAAAAUUUAUCAAAUAAUUAUAAAAGUACUCUUAAAAAACAAAACAAAAAAAAGCAGGUUAAAUAGAAAAUAAAACUGAAACUAAAAUAAAUGGUACUAUAAAUGUCAUCUAGUUUUUUUCUGCUUUCUCUAGUUUUACUACUUUUACCCCAGUUUUUGUUUUUGUGAUAAAAAUUUUUAAAAAUUGUAAUUAAUUGCCAUUAUUUUAAUUUUAUUUCCAUUGCUGUUUCUUUUAUAUAAAAUACCAUUUUCAGUAAUGAAUAUUACAUCCCAAAGAAUGGCAUUUUUAUAUCUAUAAUUAAGUGUGCUGGUAGUCUAAGUACUGAAAUCAAGCUAUUUUAGGAAUGUAUAGAACACAUUUUUCUUAGUGAAUUUCAUCUUCCCAAACCUCCUCCCCCCUCCCAACAAAAUGUACAUAAUGUAAAUGUAAAUAUUUUUUUUUACUUUCUUGAAGGGCAGCAGAAUGAGCAAUGAAAAUGUUUGUAGAAUUGGGUAAUUAUAAGCCUGAUUGUUUGAUAAAUAUUUGAUCAUGUUUGUCAUGCAUUUUCUUAGUCUUAAUGUUUUGUUUCACCAACUGUACACGAUUUAUACUUGUAAUACAUGUUUUAAAGUAAUAACACAAUGUACCUAGACAUAAAGAGAUUUGAUUUCUGUCAUAGGGGCAUGCUUUUUUUUUAAAUUUAUCUUAGUUAUAAAUAAGUUUUUAAACAUUUAUUUAUAUAACAAUACUUUAAAUACAAGAGCUGGUAACCUUUCAGGGACAGCUGGGCCAAAGAAAUAUUUGCAAUUCAGGAACUAAUGAAACUACUGGCACUGUGUGACAUAUUCCCAUUUUCCUCUGGGAUAAAAAUGAGUGCAGUUGGCCAGGUUUUUUAAGCUGCGACAGAGUUAAUAAGUUAACCUUUUCUGAGUAAAGGAAUUAAAUGCAUGGGCUUAAUUUAAUGUAAUUAUUUUUUUAUUAAAAAGCAUUUAUACAGUCAUUAUGUUGUUUUAAGCCCUUAACCUGUAUAAACCUUUAAUAGGGUGGAGCAUUGUUUCUAAUUUGGUAAAUCAUUAAACAUGUUGUCAGUUUUUCUUGUCACAAAAAUAUUCUCUUUUUUUUAAAUUUUUUUCAACUCUUAUUUUAAGGUUUACUCUGUUAGAUUAAUAUAGAUUUUGUCUACAUAGCAUUUACAAUAGGUUGCCCACUCCUGCAGUGGUGUAGCUAGGGUGGGGGAGGAGGGGGGAGAAUUAGAAAAUCCCCCUGGGCCCAAACUUGAGGGGGCCCCCAAACGAGUGUUUUUUACAUUCAAUAUUAAAUAUUACGCAAAAUGCAGGGGCCCCCAAAUGAUGGAAAAUUCCUAGCUACGCCCCUGCACUCCUGUUUGAAUAUGGAUAUCAAUCUCUUGUUUAAACUUUUGGGUAAACAGAACAAUACUGUAUAGCACAAUGUUGUUGUUUUUAUGUGACAGCUUUAAAAAAAAAAGAUAUUUCAUUGCCAUUUCAGGUAAAACAUUCUUGUUACAUUUAAAUGUUUUAAGUUGUUAAAUCACUUCAUGAUAUUUGAAGUUAAAUAUUGUAUCAUUUUUAAAAAAUGCUAAUCCUGUUAAAUAUUCUAUCAUUUUUAAAAAAAUGCUAAUACUGACUAUCCUUUGAAGAGACCUGAAAAUGAAAGCCAAAUAAACUUUUAUUGUUCUGUUUCCUUUAUGCUGAUCAUUUUUGAUAUAUCAGAAUAGAUUUUUUUAGCCAUCUGCUGCUGUGUCCAAGUAUUCAUCCGAUAACCACUCUUUUUUUUUUAUUUAGUCAGUCAUUUGUACAUUUACACAUCACUGUUUGCAACUUCAGAAUAAAAAAAAAGUUUGUUGAAUCAAAGCAAAAACAGAAAAUGAAUGAUUGAUUUGGCAAUAUGGAUCAUUAUUAACAGGCAGACUUACACUGAUAAGCAUUUUAAAGUUCUGUAAAAUGUACAUUAUAUUAUAUCCAUAAUCAAAUGUGUUUUUCUUCAUUUUUUGUUUGUCUAAAAAAAAAAGGUUCCAAAUGUCAUUUAUUUGUCAGUUAUAAUUAAACACAAGCAAUGAUCAAUAUUAUGUCAACAGUUAAUAUAAACUUUUUUUUUUUAAUUUUUACUUUUGAUACUUAGUUUUGUAGGUCAAGUUGCAUUGUCUUGAUUCAAUUAGAAGGAGAUUUUCAUGUGCCAGACAUAAUAAAAUAUUUAAGGCUGUUGACCCUUACAUUGUAAACAGUUGUAUCAGAUUGGAAUAGUUUCUAGUGUAUGAUGCAAUGGUUAGAUAAUUGACUAAUUGGAAACUCUGUUAACCAUACCUUAUAUUUUUAGUGUCUGUAUUACAUGUAUAUAAAUAAUUUUUAUUGUUAAUGACACCUUUUAAUUAGAUGUAAAAAGGUGGCUGAGUGUUAAAAUGCUUCUGAAUCAAGAUUUUGUCUGUUUGAAUCUUGGUAAAGACUGGAAUUUAGAAUUUCUGGAUUUUUAGGAUGCCCAACCCAACUUUAAUGGGUACCUGGCUUUAGUUGGGUAAUGUAAAGGCAUUUUGUUUGUCGUGCUUACAUGGCACCUUCAUUAAUUGUUGGCCAUAGAAACAGAUGAAUACUACAUCACCUGCCCUAUAGACUACAAAGUGGUACUUAACUUUACUUUUGUGGCUGCUGGGUCUUAUGGUAUGAUCUUUGGACUGUCAUCAGGAUGGUCCCAAGUUAGAACCUUGCCUUCUGCCAUCCCCUGCCAUCCUGCUAGAAGUUUGGACUGGAAUGUAAUAAUUUUCCAUUCUGAAGGAAUGUAUGAAACAUAUAAAACUUAUAAGACAAGACAAAAUAAAAAACUAGAAUAGCAUAGAUAUUUAAAAAUCUAGAAGGUCUAGGUUGUGCUGGUGUUUCAUUGACCUUUAGCCUCUUCCUAAACUCAGCUAAUAGACUGCUCUAUACAAGGUGCUUCCAAUGUGUUACUUUAAUGUUGUCCCCUCUCAUGUGUGUUAGAUAAUUCCAAUACAAAUGAAAUGGAGGUCCAUGUUACCAGGGUAAUAGGAGUUAAGCUAAUAGUUUGUUCAGUCCAAAGACUCCAUGUAUUGAACUGAAGUUAAUCCUUUCAUAAAUUUGUCUUUUUGGCACUAACAACAAAAAAGAUAGGGAUGUUAUGGCCAGUUAGUCCUCAUAAUCAAGGACAGCUACUCACUGUGAGUAUUGAGUAAUGUGGCUGCCGUUACGAGAAGAUUUGCAACAGCUUUGAAUAUUUGAAUUUUUUAAAUUAAAAAAAAACAACAAAGAUUUUCUAGAAAAAUAAUGUUCUUUCUCCCCCACCCCUCCUCCUUUUCAUCACAUAUCUUGUCCACUUAAGGCUCCACCUUCCUCCUCUUAUUGCCAUGACAAUUUUCUCACUUUUUUUUCACUCACUACAAAUGGACUUCAUUUUUUGAAGUUAUCUGCCCUUCACUUAGAGCCAGUACUUAUUUUUUAAAUUUUUACAAGUUAUCGUGUCCCCUUUUUUAUUAGUAUUUAUAUUAAAAGAAAAAAAUCCAUUUUAAAAAAUGCAUAAUGGAGGGGAAAAAAAUGCAGCAAUUAUCUUUUGUUUACUUCCUUUUUUAAUUUCUUAUUUGUUUAAAUUCUCUUUUAAUUUCAUCAAGAAUUUUGUUUCAAAAGUAUUUGUGUUCAUGGGUGCAAUAGACUUGAUGAUAUAGAACAUUUUUUCAUUUCAAAGAAUGAUCUACAUGCUGUGUACUUCCUUUCAUAUUGUAAACCAGUUUAUCAUUGGCUACGUCUGCUGUACAUCCUGAACAGUUAUAGAGUACAUACGCACUAAAAAAAAAAAUUAAAAAAAUAAUUAAUGCCUUUACAGUUGAAAAAUUUUGUUUUAAAAUUUUAUAGUGGAUUUUUUUAUUUCUUAAUUUUAUAUUUUGUAAAUAUUUUUUUUAUCUCCUGUUCAGUCUUUUGUGAACAGUUGCCUGGCACAAAUAUGUAAAAAAUAUCAAUUAUGUUGGCAGGUUAAAUUCUAAUAAUAGCUAUAACUUAAUACUUAUGAUUGUUUUGUCUUAUGAUUUAUUAUUUUUUUAUAUUGAAAUAUUUUUAUAACUACAUUUGUGAUUACUAUUUAGUCUAAAUGUCAGAAAGAAUAGAAUGUGUAUUACAGAUUAAAAAAAAAAAAGCCAGUACAAUUAAAAUGGUAUUCAACAUGUACCAUACUGUAUACAUGAAAUAAUUUAACAAGAAUUUGUUCUUUUUUUUUUUUUUAAGAAGCUGAAGAAGCUCAUAAACGGUUUGAAAACAUUGGAAUAUGAAGACUGUAAACCACACACUUGUACAUAUUAAUAAUAUAGCCUUUUAUUAUGAUUUUCUAAUUUGGUUACAAUGUUCAGUUUGUUGAACUAAUUUGUUCAGUUCGAUCACAGUGUAAAUACUUGCCUACGAGUUGAUUAUCAUUUAGAAAAGAACUAAUAAACAUGUUAAUUAAUACUCAGUCAAGGGUAGAUAAUCAUCAAA
Molecule: messenger RNA, 7432 nt
Organism: Biomphalaria glabrata
Lineage: Eukaryota; Metazoa; Mollusca; Gastropoda; Planorbidae
Product: homeobox protein PKNOX1-like
Exons: 13
Coding region: 208-2154 (648 amino acids)
Biological process (GO): regulation of transcription by RNA polymerase II
Molecular function (GO): RNA polymerase II cis-regulatory region sequence-specific DNA binding; DNA-binding transcription factor activity, RNA polymerase II-specific
Source: RefSeq, a predicted model, not a curated record